CUCUUUAUAAAUAAAAACAUUAUCCAUUCUAAUAUUUUACGCAUCUACUUAAUUAGAUAUAAUUUGUUUAUGAACAAAAAUUCAUGAAUUGUAAAAAUGGGUAGCGAUAGAAAAGUGCUAAACCUCAAAUUCAAUCAAGAUCAAGGAUGUUUCACGUGCUGCAUGGAAAAUGGAAUACACGUGUAUAAUGUAGAUCCUUUGGUAGAAAAAGCUCAUUAUGAUAUCGAAACGGUCGGGAGCGUUUCCCAAUGCGAAAUGUUGUUUCGAACGAACGUCUUAGCCAUUGUCUCGGGCGGUUCGCGUCCUAAAUUCGCAGACAACGUUCUUCUAAUAUACGACGAUUUCUUGAAGAAAUUCAUACUAGACAUUACCUUUCCGUCGUCAAUACGAGCCGUUCGAAUGCGCCGAGACAAGCUUAUCGUGGCGUUAUUGAAUCAAAUCCACGUUUUCUCCUUUCCCACUCCGACUCAAAGAUUGUUCACUUUAGAAACCAAAGAGAAUUACAGAGGCUUGUGCGAGGUCAGCCGAUUGGCCUCGGCCGAGAAGCAAAUUUUAGUGUUCCCCGGACACAAAGUAGGCAGCGUGCAAUUGGUGGAUUUGUCUUGUGCGGAAAUGGGUAUGUCGACUGCACCGGUGAGGAUUUCAGCCCACAAAAGCGAAAUCGGCUGUUUGGCUUUGAAUCAACAAGGCACCCGAUUAGCAACGGCCUCUUAUCAAGGGACUUUGAUCAGAGUGUGGGACACCACUUCGAGGAAUUUGCUGGUAGAAUUAAGAAGAGGAUCGGAUCCUGCUACAGUUUAUUGUAUAAAUUUCAGUAGGGAUUCGGAUUAUUUGUGUUGCUCGAGUGAUAAAGGAACUGUGCACAUUUUUGCUAUUAAAAAUACAAAUUUAAAUAGAAGAAUAAGUAUUCCUAGUGGAAUAUUAGGAAAAUAUGGAGAAUCUCAAUGGGCUUUAGCUAAUUUUGUAGUACCUCCGGAAUGCGCUUGCGUUUGCGCAUUUGGUACCAACAGUUCUGUAAUAGCUAUAUGUUUAGAUGGAACGUUUCACAAAUACGUUUUCAACGCUGAUGGUAAUUGCAAUAGGGAGGCUUACGAUGUAUAUUUGGACGUCUGUGAUGAUGAUGAAGAACACUUUUCCUAAUCAAUAGCAAAUGUAAAUGCUGAGAAUUUUAUUUUGAUUAACUUUUAAGGAGUAUCGACAUUCAAAAAAAUAAUCUAGUGUUUUUUAUGGUGCUAUUAAAGUGACUAUUUUUUUAAAAUACGUUUCCUACUCGAUGUAUGAACGUUUGUAUAUAAAAUUAUAUGUACUUAAAAA
Molecule: messenger RNA, 1314 nt
Organism: Phyllotreta striolata
Lineage: Eukaryota; Metazoa; Arthropoda; Insecta; Coleoptera; Chrysomelidae
Source: the annotation of a GenBank genome assembly